Opisthorchis viverrini is the source of this 357-nucleotide messenger RNA. RefSeq lists its product as hypothetical. The coding region runs from base 1 to 357 and encodes 118 amino acids. NCBI's taxonomy places the organism in Eukaryota, Metazoa, Platyhelminthes, Trematoda, Opisthorchiida, Opisthorchiidae. The transcript is spliced from 3 exons. The record is from RefSeq and is a predicted model, not a curated record.
AUGCCACCCGAAGGUUGCACGGGGGCUGCGAUACUGCCAGGUUGCCCAAACCUAGACAGGGGAAGUCGAGGGGCAGAGGUCGGGUUAGAACCACGGACCUUCCGCACCCUUUCGGUGCCUAGCUGCCGUGCCACACGAAGGAGGCACGAGGGCUGGGAUACUGCCAGGUCGCCCAAGCCUAGAAAGGGGAAGUCGAGGAGCAGAGGUCGGGUUGGAACGAAGGACAUUUCGGUUACUAAUAUCACUGCUGUUCAACCGCUCGAGGCCAAACGGUCAACUGCUGAACAAGAAACUGUUAUGCAGAGCACCAAUGGCCGGCCCUGUUCAUCAUUCAGUUGGGACGAAAGCACACAAUAA